Messenger RNA from Ogataea parapolymorpha DL-1, 1362 nucleotides. RefSeq lists its product as uncharacterized. The record is from RefSeq and is a predicted model, not a curated record. The transcript has a single exon. Lineage: Eukaryota; Fungi; Ascomycota; Pichiomycetes; Pichiales; Pichiaceae. Bases 1 to 1362 code for a protein of 453 amino acids.
AUGAGAGUGGCUGCGCCGUACGUUCCAAAAAUGGCAGUUGACGCGCGAAUCGUCUACGGGGCAAGCUAUCUGCUCACCGCUGCGCCGCCCCCUGAAAAAGUGGUGUUUAUCCAGAAACACAAUGCCGCGAUUGUGCGCACCGAGCCGCACUCACGGUCCACCCUGGGCCAGCUGAUCGCCGAAUACACUAUCCGGAAAAUGACAAAACAGGGUCUGGUACAGCCGGACGUGCCAUCGGGGAUAGACAUAAAAGCCGAGGCACGGCGGUUGUUCAGCUCCUCUCACUGCAAGGCCGGCAUUAUGCAGUCGCGGGCCCUGUGUGUGAGGACCGACCACCCAGACGGUGGCGUGCCUGUUCCUAUCUCCGAAGACGAAUUUCAUUGGGUCGCUUCCAGAGACAACAUCCACCAAAAUCCACCCAAAUACUUCUAUGAGGCGGACACCUAUAACAGCAAGAUCAAUGGCGCGCAUUUCGACUGGCGCUUCUUCAACGCACGCAAUCUCUCGUCGAUCGAACGCAAAGCAGCACUCCACAAGCUGGUGACCACCUGGCUCCGUUUCUCCAGCAUCGCUGGUCUCCAUACCUGGCUUGCCCACGGAACGCUGCUCGGCUACCAGUUCAACGGCCUCGUCCUCGAUUGGGACUUCGACCUCGACGUCCAGGUCACCCAGUCCAGUCUCCUGCGUCUGGCACGUGACUACAACCAGACGCUUGUCGUGGAUGUGGACGGUACAGGAAGCUAUCUGCUGGACGUGAGUCCGUAUUUUCAUGACCGCAGUCGCGGUAAUGGCAACAACGCCAUUGACGCUCGGCUCAUUGACACCGCCACCGGUCUUUAUGUCGAUAUAACGGGCCUGGCCAACACUCCUAGCCAGCUGCCACCAACAAGGAAAAAACGACUCGACGAGCUUCAACGGCUCUACUUGCAAAAUGAAAUCGACUCCCGCAAUUUCUCGCAGCUGUACAGCUGUCGCGACGAGCACUACUACACGCAUGACGAGAUUUCUCCCCUGAGACCUGUUUUAUUUGAAGGCGUUUUGGCGUACAUUCCGCACAACGUGGACCAAAUCCUCCUCCGGGAGUAUCCAAAGUACCUCACACGCAUGACAUACAAUCACCACACGUUCAGGACGAGCCUGAACUCGUGGGUGUCGAACGAGGCGUGCGACAGACAGGACGUGCUGGGGCUUAGUUGCAAGGACCCGGUGACGCUGCUGGAGACUAAGCUCACAAAGCAGUACACCGCAAGGCAUAUGCUGCGCCAGGCCAGUUUGAGCAGCCGGUCGGACGAGCUCGAGGGUCUUCGCGUCGACAGCGCCAUGGGGCCCAUAAUUCAGCACCGGCUCCACACUCAGGUGUGA